Molecule: messenger RNA, 528 nt
Organism: Paramecium pentaurelia
Lineage: Eukaryota; Ciliophora; Oligohymenophorea; Peniculida; Parameciidae
Source: the annotation of a GenBank genome assembly
AUGUUAACUUACUCCUAUAAUCAUGAAACAUCAAAUAAUCACGAAGAAUUAUCGCUUGCUAAUGUAAGUAUUAUGUUAAUAUUUACAGCAACAAUUGAUUCUCUAAGCAUUAUCAAAUAUGCCAAUAUAAUUUUAACAAAAGGAGAAAUCUCUUUAAAUGGAGAACACAAAACUAAAAAAUGAAAAUACAGAACUUUAAUCAUAGCUAAAUAAAUUAGAAAAUAAACAUUAGGAAUUAAUAAAUGAAGUAAAGAAAUUUUAAUAAUUUUAGAUUUAAGAUCUUAGAUAGUUAGUGAAAAGAGUAUAUUAAGAAGGUGAGAUAUAGAUUUAAUAUUAAAAGUAAAAGAAUGUAAUAUUAUAUAUUAUCAUAAGCAACAAUUAGAAUAUAAAAAUGAAAGUCUAACGAAGGCUUUGAUCAAUUUGUAAAAUAAUUUAGAAACUUUUGCUUAAUUGAAAGAUUUAUCCAGUUUGCUAGAUGAUAGUGAGAUUUAAGAGAAAAAAGUAAAGGAAAAUGAUUCUAUUUAAUGA